AUGAAGAGAGCGAGUCCGAAGAACCUCAAGCGAAGCUUUUCAACACAGAAAGUCCUCUCCACAGGAUUGGGAACGCAAUUCCCCAAGAAGAUAUGGCAAACGUGGAAAGUGGAUCCAUUGAACUUUGACGUGCGAGAUUCGGAUACAGCAAAGACGUGGACAGCCAAGAAUCCAAGUUAUCGAUACGAAGUCUUGACUGACAACAAUGACUUGUACUAUGUCGAGACACAUUUCGGACCAGAUGGAUUCAAUCGACCAGACAUAGUCGAAACGUACCGAUCACUAACCGCAAAGAUUAUCAAAGCCGAUCUGUUGCGGUAUCUCGUUAUGUACGUAGAGGGUGGAGUCUAUGCAGACAUUGAUGUUGAGGCAUUGAAGCCCAUCAAGCGAUUUAUUCCAGAUCGAUACGACGAAGGAGACAUCGACAUGGUUAUCAGUGUUGAGAUCGACCAGCCAGAGUUCAAGGAGCAUGCAAUUCUCGGCAAGAAAUCACAAUCUUUCUGUCAAUGGACAUUCAUGUGCAAGCCACGUCUACCAGUCAUGUUGAAACUGAUUGACAACAUCUUAGCAUGGCUCAACGACCUCUCAAGACAGCAAGGAGUACCAAUCUCCGAACUUCAUCUCGACUUCGACGAGGUCAUCAGUGGUACGGGGCCUUCGGCUUUCACGAUUGCAGUUCUGGAAGCCAUGAGCAAAAAGGAGAAAUCUACAGUGGACUGGAGUGUCUUCCACGACAUGAACGAAUCUAAGCUGGUUGGCGGUGUCCUCGUCCUCACUGUUGAAGCAUUCGCAGCAGGACAAGGCCACUCGGACUCUGGAAACCACAAUGCUAGAACAGCACUUGUCAAGCACCACUACCACGCAUCAUCCUGGCCAUCAAACCACCCACGGUUCAGCCAUCCCGUCUUCGGAGAAGUUGAGAAGUGCAAUUGGGAUCCCGAGUGUGUCAAGCUAUGGGACUACAACAUUGCGGUUUUCAAGAAUCUCCCAGAGGAAGAGCAAAAGCAGCAGAUUGCAGUCAAGGAAGCCGCUGAGAAACAACUUGCGGAUCUCGCUGCACUUGCGCCCCCACCGGCUCUUGCACCACCUUCUCUCCCCUGA
Mollisia scopiformis is the source of this 1101-nucleotide messenger RNA. RefSeq lists its product as uncharacterized. Bases 1 to 1101 code for a protein of 366 amino acids. Gene Ontology annotation, biological process: protein N-linked glycosylation. Gene Ontology annotation, molecular function: alpha-1,6-mannosyltransferase activity. Gene Ontology annotation, cellular component: mannan polymerase complex. The transcript has a single exon. The record is from RefSeq and is a predicted model, not a curated record. NCBI's taxonomy places the organism in Eukaryota, Fungi, Ascomycota, Leotiomycetes, Helotiales, Mollisiaceae.